Talaromyces rugulosus is the source of this 630-nucleotide messenger RNA. RefSeq lists its product as uncharacterized. Gene Ontology annotation, biological process: GPI anchor biosynthetic process. The transcript has 3 exons. Gene Ontology annotation, cellular component: glycosylphosphatidylinositol-N-acetylglucosaminyltransferase (GPI-GnT) complex. The record is from RefSeq and is a predicted model, not a curated record. Bases 1 to 630 code for a protein of 209 amino acids. Lineage: Eukaryota; Fungi; Ascomycota; Eurotiomycetes; Eurotiales; Trichocomaceae.
AUGCCAGCUCGACUUGCCGUACGGCGCCCGUCCCCUACCACGGCCUCGUUCACCGCCUCAAAUGCGCCCUCACGUCGGACAUGGCCAGCGAAGCUCGCGUUUGGAGUCGAGAUCAUCAUACGCGUCCUGGGAUUCAUAUCAAUUCUCCUAGUCAAUGUUGCCACACUUCGACGCUCUAUAUUCUUUGAAUACCAGGGCCUAGGCAUUCCAGCUGACUUGUGGUUGACCAAUGUCGGCGCCCUGGCUUCUCAGAUUGCGGACCACUACCCUUACUCAAUCGUAGCUAGUGUUAGCACUGUUUUGAUGUAUCUGGUCUGGAGAAAGGGAUAUACUGAGGAGUCUCUUCUCGUGAUUCGGGGCCUGGGCGUUCAGACGUCAACCUCCUCCUCGAUGUACUGGUCCAGCGCCGCAACAAGAUUUAUCCCGACCACACAGAUUCAAGACAUUGUCAUUCACGAGGCAUUUAAGGGAUUCGAAGUUCGUUUCUACCUAGCUAUAAUCGUUGAAGGAGAACGCGACGUGGUUGUUGUCUUUCCGAAUAUGUUACCAAAGCGCAUGAUUCUUGAAGAAGUCUGGCGUGGCGCCCGUCAUUGUCUCUACGAAUCCAAACCGGUAGCAUCUUCAGGGUAG